AUGGGAGAGGAGAUAGUGAGCUUCAUACAAGAUUUCUAUAGAGGAGGUAAACUUCCUAAAGCUGUUACUUCAUCCUUUCUAGCCUUAGUACCUAAGUGUGAAAAUCCUUUAAGACUUGAAGAAUAUAGACAUAUAUGCUUGAUUAAUAGUCUGCUUAAGAUAAUCUCUAAGGUUCUCGUGGCAAGAUUGAGAAAGCAUGAGGUUCGGGACAAGAUAGAUGAGAUGGAUGGAAUCAAUGGUUUUCACCAGCACCUUGUAGCCAGAGGUCUACGACAGGGUGACCUAUUGUCCCCAAUUAUUGCAGAAGAAUUGGCUGCCAUGAUGAGGCAGACUGUACAUAGAGGACUGUACAGUAGCUUCAAGCUUUCAAAUACAUUGGAAUAUAACCUUUUACAAUUUGCAAAUGACACAAUAUUAUUUGGGGAUGGCUCUUGGUCAAAUUUAUGGGCAGUCAAAGCAAUAUCGAGGGGAUUUGAAAUGAUUUCUGGACUGAGUAUCAACUUGGAUAAAAGCAAGCUUUAUGGAGAACACAGUCCCUCACAUUGUUUAGAAGCAAGUGCCAGUUUCUUAGGAUGUAAUAUUGAUAAAGUUCCAUUUAAGUUUUUGGGAUUUCGAGUAGGUGGGAACCAAAGAUGUGUUGAGUUUUGGAAACCGGUUGUCAAAUCAUUAGAAGCAAAACUAUCCACUUGGAAAGGUAGAAUGUUAUCCAUACGAGGAAGAGUAAAAUUGAUUAACAGUGUCUUAUCUAAUAUGCUAGAGAAUACAAAUGUCGACGAAUGGUGGGAGAGUUUGCUUGCUUAUGAGGAAGAAGUCAAAGGAAGGUUGGGAAGUAAGAGAGGUGUAGCAAUUUGGCUUACAAUUUAUUGGUGCAUAUGGAAACAUAGGAAUGCCAUAAUAUUCAAUGGGGAUGUGUUGGAUAUGGAACAUGUAUAUUACUCAAUAUUAAGCUCUUUCGAUGAACUUGAAGAACAAAUGCUUAAAGAGCAGAAAUUGCAGGGACUCAACACAUAUGAUUACAAUGUAGCUAUGAGGGAGCUGGAGCAAGAGCAGGAACAACAACUAGGAGUUAGAGGCCAGCAAAGUCCCCAAAUGUCAACCAUUAGCUCAUUUACUGGGUUGAGCAGUGUAAGCUCCUUCAAUGCUUUACAUCGUGGUGCAUGGUGUACACCUCCACGCAUGAUCCUUGAGGAUUAG
Vicia villosa (hairy vetch) is the source of this 1194-nucleotide messenger RNA. RefSeq lists its product as uncharacterized. Lineage: Eukaryota; Viridiplantae; Streptophyta; Magnoliopsida; Fabales; Fabaceae. The record is from RefSeq and is a predicted model, not a curated record. The transcript has 5 exons. Bases 1 to 1194 code for a protein of 397 amino acids.